AGUAGAAGUUAUUUUUUAGUCUAGGAUUAACCUCAAGCCUUGUCUGUGAAACCAGGGGCAAAAGUCACAAACACACUGCAGGACAAACAUCGCGAUUUAAUGUCGGACAACGCGCCACUUCAUUAAAACACAACAUGUUUAAAUAAUAUGACCAAUCACCCGUGUGUUAGACUGAAGCUGGACGGGUGUCGUGGAGGGGGGCGGCUGGUGGUGACGCAGAAAAAACACCCGAAAAAAGAUCUCGGAUAUAGUGUAUAGUCCCGUAUCAACCGUGGACAGUAAUAACACGCAGCGGAUGCGCGAGCUGUGGGUAAUGCGAUGAUCUCUACGGUCCAGUGAGAGCUCCAGGUGCCUCGUAUCUGCCCCGCCGCCCUGCAAGCAGUAACUUUCCGCUUGGCCCCCGCCACCUAAACGGACGAGAUCACAAAGAUUUGCUCCGUCCCAAGCAUGACGGCCACCACCCGUGGGUCCCCCGUGGGGGGCAAUGAGAGCCAGGGGCAGAGCCAAACGCCGGACAGCCAGAACCAAACCCUAUUAACCCAGAACCAGACUCCUUCGACAAACUCCUCUAAUGAGACGUCACCUGUCAGUGCACCUGAGGAACAGGGUCAGGGUGAUGCCCCGCCCACACAGGAAGAGGUGGAGCCUGCCUUUCCCCACACAGACCUGGCCAAGCUAGACGACAUGAUCAACCGGCCGCGCUGGGUGGUUCCGGUUCUGCCAAAAGGAGAGCUGGAGGUUCUGCUUGAAGCUGCUAUAGAUCUCAGUAAAAAAGGGCUUGAUGUGAGAUGUGAGGCAUGUCAGAGGUUCUUCCGUGACGGCCUGACGAUCUCCUUCACAAAAAUCCUGACAGAUGAGGCUGUGAGCGGCUGGAAGUUUGAGAUUCACAGGUGCAUCAUUAACAACACUCACCGGCUCAUCGAGCUCUGCGUGGUCAAACUGGCUCAGGAUUGGUUUCCUCUGCUUGAACUGCUCGCCAUUGCAACAAACCCGCACUGCAAAUUCCACAUCUAUAACGGCACGCGUCCGUCUGAGAGCGUCCCUGCCGGCACCCAGCUUGCAGAUGAUGAGCUGUUCGCCCGCUCGCCUGACCCUCGAUCGCCUAAGGGUUGGCUGGUGGACCUCAUUAAUAAAUUUGGAACAUUGAACGGGUUUGAGAUUUUACACAAUCGCUUCAUGAGCAGCCAGGCUCUCAACGUGCAGAUAAUCGCAGCUCUUAUCAAACCUUUUGGGCAGUGUUAUGAGUUUUUGACUUUACAUACGGUGAAGAAGUUUUUCUUGCCUAUAAUCGAGAUGGUGCCGCAGUUUCUGGAGAACCUCACAGAUGAGGAGCUGAAGAAAGAGGCAAAAAACGAAGCUAAAAAUGAUGCAUUAUCCAUGAUUAUAAAGUCACUGAAGAAUCUGGCAUCCAGAGUUCCUGGUCAAGAGGAAACGGUCAAAAACUUGGAAAUAUUUAGGUUAAAAAUGAUCCUGAGGUUAUUGCAAAUCUCCUCGUUUAAUGGGAAAAUGAAUGCGCUAAACGAGGUAAACAAAGUAAUCUCCAGCGUAUCUUAUUACACACAUCGACAUGGCAAUCCUGAAGAAGAAGAAUGGCUGACUGCGGAGCGUAUGGCUGAGUGGAUUCAGCAGAACAACAUUCUGUCCAUUGUCCUGAGAGACAGUCUUCAUCAGCCACAAUACGUGGAGAAGCUGGAGAAGAUCCUGCGCUUUGUUAUCAAAGAGAAAGCUCUCACCCUGCAGGACCUGGACAACAUCUGGGCGGCACAGGCUGGUAAACAUGAAGCGAUUGUAAAGAAUGUUCACGAUCUUUUGGCCAAACUAGCGUGGGAUUUCUCUCCUGAGCAACUUGACCGCCUGUUCGACUGCUUCAAGGCGAGUUGGACCAACGCGAGUAAAAAGCAGCGGGAAAAGCUUCUAGAGUUGAUCCGCAGGCUGGCCGAGGACGAUAAGGACGGGGUGAUGGCUCACAAAGUGCUCAACCUACUGUGGAAUCUGGCGCACAGCGAUGACGUCCCUGUGGACAUCAUGGAUCAGGCUUUGAGCGCUCACAUUAAGAUCCUGGAUUACAGCUGCUCUCAGGACCGCGACACGCAAAAGAUGCAGUGGAUCGAUCGUUUUAUCGAGGAGCUUCGGACGAAUGACAAGUGGGUGAUUCCAGCGCUGAAGCAGAUCAGAGAAAUCUGUAGUCUGUUUGGAGAAGCUCCUCAGAAUCUCAGUCAGACGCAGAGAAGUCCUCACGUCUUUUAUCGUCAUGACCUGAUCAACCAGCUCCAGCACAAUCACGCUCUGGUCACGCUAGUGGCUGAGAAUCUGUCUGCGUACAUGGAGAACAUGAGACACUUCUCUAAAGAUCAUCCAGGCUUUGACCCUCAGACGGUUCGAGUGGGCAGCAGGUACAGCCACGUACAGGAAGUUCAAGAGAGACUCAAUUUCUUGAGGUUUCUGCUGAAGGACGGGCAGCUUUGGCUUUGUGCUCCUCAAGCUAAACAGAUCUGGAAGUGUCUGGCGGAGAACGCAGUGUUUCUGUGCGAUCGAGAGGCCUGCUUUAAAUGGUACUCCAAACUCAUGGGCGAUGAGCCGGACCUGGACCCGGAUAUCAACAAGGACUUCUUUGAGAACAAUGUGCUGCAGCUGGACCCCACGUUGCUCACGGAGAACGGCAUCAAAUGCUUUGAGCGCUUCUUUAAAGCAGUGAACUGCAGAGAGGGGAAGCUGGUGGCCAAACGGCGGGCGUACAUGAUGGAUGACCUGGAGCUGAUCGGCCUGGAUUACCUCUGGAGGGUUGUGAUUCAAGGAAGUGAUGACAUCGCCGUGCGUGCAAUAGACCUGCUGAAAGAGAUCUACACUAACCUGGGACCAAAACUACUAGUCAAUCAGGUAGAGAUCCACGAGGACUUCAUUCAGUCGUGUUUCGAUCGGCUCAAGGCCUCGUACGACACUCUCUGCGUUCUGGACGGCGAUCACGACUGUGCCAGACAGGAGGUCACGCGUGUGGUGCGAGUUCUCACUGUGCUCAAAGAAUACAUCAACGAAUGUGACAGUGACUAUCACGAGGAACGAACCAUCCUGCCCAUGUCCAGGGCGUUUCGUGGAAAACACAUCACCCUAGUGGUGCGCUUUCCCAAUCAGGGCCGACAGGUGGAUGAUCUGGACAUCUGGUCCCACACCAAUGACACCGUCGGCUCCGUGCGCAGAUGCAUUCUCUCUCGCAUCAAAGCCAACAGCACGCACACCAAAGCCGAGCUGUUUAUUGGAGGAGAGGUCGUGGAUCCCGCCGACGACCGGAGGCUCAUCGGACACCUGAAUCUUAAAGACAAAACUCUCAUCACUGCGAAACUCACCCAGGUCAGCACCAACAUGCCCUCAAGCCCCGACAGCUCAUCUGACUCGUCCACGGGCUCACCUGGAAACCAUGGCAACCACUACAGCGAUGGACCAAAUCCAGAAGUUGAGAGCUGCUUGCCAGGAGUGAUCAUGUCCCUGCACCUGCGCUACAUCUCCUUCCUGUGGCAAAUCGCUGACCUGGGCUGCACUUUAAACAUGCCACUGUUGCGGGAUGGUGCCCGAGUCCUUAUGAAUCUCAUGCCUCCAGAUAACACUACGGUGGAGAAUCUUCGAGCGAUAUGUUUGGAUCACGCUAAGCUAGGAGAGAACAGUCUUAGUCCCACACUUGACUCGCUCUUCUUCGGCCCUUCACCUUCACAAGUGUUGUAUCUCACAGAGGUUGUUUAUGCCCUGCUGAUGCCAGCCAGUGGAACACUGGGAGAUGAUGCCAGUGACUUCCAGUACAACUUCCUGAAAAGUGGCGGCUUGCCUCUCGUCCUGGGCAUGCUCACUAGAAAUAACUUCCUUCCCAACGCAGACGUGGAGACGAGGCGCGGCGCCUACCUGAACGCCCUGAAAAUCGCCAAACUUCUGCUUACUGCUAUUGGAUUUGGGCACGUGAAAGCUGUGGCAGAGGCCUGCCAACCUGUGGUGGAGGGCACCAACCCAGCGUCACCGAUAAAUCAGGCAACCCAUGAUCAGGCUCUGGUGCUACAGAACGCUCUCCAGAGCAUUCCCAACCCCGCCUCUGAAUGCAUGCUGCGCAAUGUGGCCAUCCGAUUGGCCCAGCAGAUCUCAGAUGAGAACUUUUUUCAAGCCUCAAAGUACAUCCCAGAUAUCUGUGUGAUUCGAGCCGUGCAGAAGAUCGUUUGGGCUUCAGGCAGUGGAACGCUCCACCUGGUCUUCAGCUCAAAUGAAGAGAUUAGCAAGAUCUACGUGAAGACUGCUGCAGGAAAUGAGCCGGUCGCAGAAGACGAGCAGGUGUGCUGCGAAGCGCUAGAGGUCAUGACCUUGUGUUUUGCUUUGCUUCCUACGGCCCUUGAUGCACUGAGCAAAGAGAAAGCCUGGCAGACCUUCAUCAUCGACUUGCUGCUGCACUGCCAGAGCAAAGUUGUGCGUCAGAUGUCACACGAGCAGUUCUUCCUCAUGGCCACCAGGUGUUGUAUGGGACACAGACCUCUUCUGUUCUUCAUCACCCUCCUCUUCACUGUUCUGGGAAGUACGGCUAAAGAAAGAGCCAAGCACGCUGGUGAUUAUUUCACCCUCUUGCGGCAUUUACUCAACUAUGCGUACAACAGCAACAUAAACCUCCCUAAUGCCGAGGUGCUCCUCAACAACGAGAUCGAGUGGCUCAAGAGAAUCAGGGAUGAGGUGAGGAGGACGAGUGAGACGGGUGUUGAAGAGACUAUUCUAGAGGGUCACCUGGGUGUCACCAAAGAGCUGCUGGCCUUCCAGACCCCCGAGAAGAAAUUCUACAUCGGCUGUGAGAAGGCCGGUGCUAAUCUCAUAAAAGAGCUGAUUGAUGAUUUCAUCUUCCCGGCGUCUAACGUUUACCUGCAGUAUGUGAAGAGCGGUGAGUUUCCGGUGGAGCAGGUCAUCCCGGUGUGCAGCAGUCCUGCGUCCAUAAACGCCGGCUUUGAGCUGCUGGUCGCUCUUGCCGUUGGUUGCGUGCGGAACUUAAAUCAGAUUGUUGACACGCUCAUGGAUUUGUACUAUCUAGGUUGUGAGGUGUUAACCGAGUGGGAGUAUUUACCUCCGGUUGGGCCACGGCCGACCAAAGGCUUUGUGGGUCUGAAGAACGCAGGAGCCACGUGCUACAUGAAUUCUGUCAUACAGCAGCUUUACAUGAUCCCACCCAUCCGAGACGGCAUCCUGGCCAUCGAAGGCACAGGCAGUGACGUUGAUGAUGACAUGUCUGGAGAUGAAAAGCAGGACAAUGAGAUUAACGUGGACCCCAGGGACGAUGUCUUCAGUUAUCAUCACCAGUUUGAUGACAAGCCCGCUCUUAACAAGGCAGAGGACCGUAAAGAGUACAACAUCGCAGUGCUGCGUCACCUGCAGGUCAUUUUUGGCCACCUUGCAGCGUCUCGUCUUCAGUACUAUGUGCCCAGAGGCUUCUGGAAACGGUUCAGGUUAUGGGGAGAACCGGUCAAUCUUCGAGAACAACAUGAUGCAUUGGAGUUCUUUAAUUCUCUGGUGGAUACGCUGGAUGAGGCGUUGAAAGCCCUCGGGCGUCCCACCAUGCUGAGCAGGAUCUUGGGUGGCUCAUUUGCAGACCAGAAGAUCUGUCAGGGCUGUCCUCACAGGUAUGAGUGUGAGGAAUCCUUCACAACACUGAACGUUGACAUCAGGAACCAUCAGAACCUCCUGGACUCUUUAGAACAGUACGUCAAAGGGGAUUUGCUCGAAGGAGACAAUGCUUACCACUGCGAGAAGUGUAACAAAAAGGUCGACACAGUGAAACGUCUCCUCAUUAAGAAACUCCCACCGGUCUUGGCCAUUCAGUUAAAGCGCUUCGAUUACGAUUGGGAGCGCGAGUGUGCAAUCAAAUUCAACGAUUACUUUGAGUUCCCUCGUGAGCUGGACAUGGAGCCCUAUACGGUGGCAGGCGUGGCGAAGCUGGAGGGUGACGAGGUCCUGCCGGAGAGCCAGGACGCCCCGGCGGAGUCCGAGCCAGGCAGCGGUUCCCGUUACAGGCUGGUGGGUGUGCUCGUGCACUCGGGACAAGCCAGCGGCGGACAUUAUUACUCUUACAUCGUUCAGCGUCACGGUAGCGGCAAGGACGGACAAAAGGACCGCUGGUAUAAAUUUGACGACGGUGACGUAACGGAGUGUAAGAUGGACGAUGACGAGGAGAUGAAAAACCAGUGCUUCGGUGGAGAGUACAUGGGUGAGGUCUUUGAUCACAUGAUGAAGCGAAUGUCGUACCGUCGUCAGAAACGCUGGUGGAACGCUUACAUUCUGUUCUACGAGCGCUUGGACGCUGCAGGGAGCGACGAUGAGCUGUCAAAGUACGUUUCCGAACUGACGCUCGGACCCCGGCCCGACCAGCCCGAAAUGCCUUCAGCCAUCGAGGCCAGCGUCCGCAAACAAAAUGUGCAGUUCAUGCAUAGUCGCAUGCAGUACAGCCUUGAGUAUUUUCACUUCAUUAAAAAACUGCUGACCUGUAAUAGCGUCUACCUGAAUCCUCCUCCAGGUCAAGAUCACCUUUUACCAGAAGCUGAAGAAAUAGCCACCAUUAGUAUUCAGCUUGCUGCUAGAUUUCUGUUUAGCACUGGUUUCCACACCAAGAAGGUCGUCCGAGGCCCUGCUAGCGACUGGUAUGAUGCGUUGUGCGUCCUACUGCGUCAUAGCAAGAACGUCCGCAGCUGGUUUGCACACAAUGUCCUGUUUGCCUUCCCCACGCGCUUCUCCGAGUACCUGCUGGAGUGCCCGAGUGCAGAGGUCCGUGGAGCCGUUGCCAAGCUCAUUGUUUUCAUCGCACACUUUUCCCUGCAAGACGGACCCUGUCCAGUCCCUGUGACAUCACCGGGGUCGUCCACACAGGCCUGUGAGAGCGCAACACUGAGCGACCAUUUGUUACGAGCAGUGCUGAAUUUACUCAGGAGAGAAGUGUCAGAACACGGACGUCAUCUUCAGCAGUACUUUAACCUUUUUGUCAUGUACGCCAAUCUGGGUUUGGCAGAGAAGACGCAGCUUUUGAAGUUAGGCGUGCCAGCCACGUUCAUGCUCGUGGCGUUGGAUGAGGGUCCCGGCCCUCCCAUCAAGUAUCAGUACGCGGAGCUCGGGAAACUUUACACGGUGGUGUCACAGCUGGUGCGCUGCUGUGAUGUUUCUUCGCGCAUGCAGUCCUCCAUUAACAGUAAUCCACCUCUGCCCAACCCGUUCGGUGACCCCAGUCUCGCGUCUCCCAUCAUGCCACUGCAGCAGCUGGUGGGUGAGAUUCUGUGCGUGCGCACAAGCUACGUGAAGAAGAUCAUCGAGGACUGCAGUAAUUCUGAGGAGACGGUGAAACUGCUGCGCUUCUGCUGCUGGGAGAAUCCUCAGUUCUCCUCCACGGUUCUCAGUGAACUGCUCUGGCAGGUGGCGUAUUCCUACACUUACGAGUUGAGGCCUUACCUGGACUUGCUGCUUCAGAUUCUUCUGAUAGAGGACUCUUGGCAGACACACAGGAUCCACAACGUUCUGAAGGGCAUUCCUGAUGACCGAGAUGGGCUCUUCGACACCAUCCAGCGCUCCAAAAACCAUUAUCAGAAACGGGCCUAUCAGUGCAUUAAGUGCAUGGUGGCUCUUUUCACCAACUGCUCUGUGGCUCAUCAGAUCUUACAGAGUAAUGGUGACCUGAAGAGGAAGUGGACGUGUGCAGUGGAGUGGUUGGGUGAUGAGUUAGAGAGGAGGCCGUACACAGGAAACCCUCAGUACAGCUACAACAACUGGUCACCUCCAGUACAGAGCAACGAGACGUCUAAUGGAUAUUUUCUGGAACGUUCUCACAGUGCCCGUAUGACCUUGGCUAAAGCCUGUGAGCUUUGCCCUGAAGAGGAGCCAGAUGAUCAGGAAGCACCUGAUGAUCACGACUCGUCGCCUCCUGAAGACACCACCCUGUACCCUCACCCGCCCGGGACACAAUAUCAGCAGCCUAAUAACCAUCAUCACGGGCAGCCCUACACCGGCCCGGCCGCCCAGCAUAUGAAUAACCCACAGCGCACCUCUCAGAGGCCUCAAGAAAGCUGGGACGGAACGGACGACGCGCCCCAGAUCCAGACUAAAGAGUAGCAGUCACCUCGUGUGACCACGUCUCUCUUAUUGAAGGACUGCUCUCGGACAAGUCCAGGCCUUACAAGCAACUGCCAGGUCCCAGGAAUGGAGAAAUGUCCCUUUCUUAACCACACACUUUAUCUCAUCCAGACGAGAUCUGUUCCCUUCAAUGUGAAAAGGAUUUAAGUCUCGACACUGUCUGCUCCCCAGAAGCAAAAACACAAAUAUAAAUGCUGCCUAAUGUACAGCUCUUUGUGUUAACAGUCACACCAUAGUGUGAAUCUACAAAUAUGAAAGAUGAUGGUGUGUGUGUGUGUAGUGUGCAUAGAUCCGGACUGUUGGAUAACACGAACACAUUGGCAUCGUCUAAAAAUACCACCGAAAGAAACCUGAUUUGUCUUGAUUCAUGCUGGUGUUGGUCUGAUGUGAAGAUGAGUUUGGUUGCUUGUGUUGGGUGGAUGAUGUGGACCAUUAGCAGAGGCUGACAAUCGUUUCAUCCCUCAGUGACUCUCUCUAAGGUUAAAGGUUAAAUUUAGGUAAAUCUGCUAUUAUCUGCAUUUUUUUUCUUUUAUGCUCCAUUCAUUUAAAAAGGAGUGCAACACAUUAACCAAACACUUUGUCAACCAUCCGCUACAAACGCACACAUUUACUUGCACUUUAGUCGGUCUUUACAGGCUGGAAAGAAAGUGUUGCUCAUCUAUUUCAGCUAUCUUUGAAUACAAAUUUAGUCCCUCCCACUUUCUCUGUCCCUGUCCAAUCGAAAUGUAGCGGCGGUCACUAAUUUUUACAGCGAGGUCCGAAGAUUCAUCGUACUGUACUGGAUUAUAACACUUAGGGCUUGUUGUUGUCGUUUACCUAAAAUACCAAAAACGCUGCAGAAGAUAGAAAAAGAGUUGCCAUAUUAUUAUUUUGCCAUUUUCCUGGAAGGAUGUUAUUUUGUUGAAAUUGAAAAGAGAUUUGUUUAAAUGAAAAGCGGUUGUCCUCGUGUUCUUUUUAAGAGGAUCUUUACUGAGUUUUUGCAGAUGAUGUUGUAUUCUGGAGCUGCUUUAUUCAUGUGAAGUUUUUACUAUCCUGUACAGUCAUAUAGUUACAGAAGCACUGAAUAAUAAAUGCAGUAAAUAAAUAACUUUAAUGCUUUUUAGGGGGGGGGGGGGGUACAUUGUGUAAAUACCUAAUGCACGCAAAACACAAGAGAUGAGCUACAAAGAUGCACUCAUGUUUGUUUCCUGAUGGUUUUAUUUAACAUUGAACAGAAGGUUCUCCAGAAAGAUCUGCCCAAAACCCAUCCAGAGGCCUACAGACAGCCUAACAUAGACGACUUAACCAGGGCUUUGGUUAUUGAGGGGCGAGGAGUUGGUUUAACCAGCACUAGAGAUCAUCAGGCCUCUCCAUAACAACCAUCUGUUAAGAUGACUUCCAGGUCUCCUCCUCAUCCCAUCAUUUUGCUUUUUUGUAAAUGUCAAAAUUAUAUUUGCCUUCUGGUUCUUGUGUGUGUGUUGUUAUUUUAUUGGUUCUUUUAAAGCUCUUGUGAAACGUGCAUGGUUAAUAUUCCUCAAUCUGCCUUAGAGAACUGUACAAACCCAGCGCACUGUAAAAUGACACUUUAAAGGAAAAAUAAAAGAAAGUGUAUUUCA
This is a messenger RNA of Paramisgurnus dabryanus, 9716 nucleotides long. Its product is annotated as ubiquitin carboxyl-terminal hydrolase 9X-like. The record is from RefSeq and is a predicted model, not a curated record. Gene Ontology annotation, biological process: protein deubiquitination; cell migration. Gene Ontology annotation, molecular function: cysteine-type deubiquitinase activity. NCBI's taxonomy places the organism in Eukaryota, Metazoa, Chordata, Actinopteri, Cypriniformes, Cobitidae. Gene Ontology annotation, cellular component: nucleus; cytosol.